AGAAUGUGGACUCGUGGCUUUAUAAAAGUUGCAUGUGUUCUCUGUAACUUUGGAUUCAGGUAUCUGCUAAAGACAGUAUUAAGGAGUUUGCUAAAGACACCGAAGGCAGACAGACCUGGCUGAUGCUGGCUAUAAGAUAUGGAUAUUAAUGAUGACUCUAAUUAUGACCAUCUUGCAAGUUACGACAUUCAGCUCUGUAUUCAGGAGUCCAUUGAAGCGAGCCAGGCUGUAUCUUAUCCUGAAAGAUUCGUACUACUAAGUGAUCAAAACAGAAAGCUUGUGGAGGCCAUAAGGCAAGGCCGCAUUCUUGAGCUCCAGGAGUAUGUGCAACAGAAAUAUGCUCUGGAUGAAGCUGAUGAGAAAGGGUGGUUCCCAUUGCAUGAAGCUGUUGUUCAACCCAUUACACAGAUACUCGAGACUGUUCUGGACGCAUCCUAUAAGACACACUGGGAAUUCAAAACCCGUAAUGGGGAAACACCCUUGACUCUGGCAGUCAAAGCCGGUUUGGUGGACAAUGUCAAGACAUUGCUAGAAAAAGGAGUCUGGCCCAACACCAAAAAUGACAAAGGAGAGACGCCUCUUCUGAUUGCUAUAAAAAAGGGCUCCUAUGACAUGGUAUCUGAACUGAUUAAAUACAACACAAGCCUUGACCAGCCCUGUGUCAAGCAAUGGUCAGCAAUGCAUGAAGCAGCUAAGCAAGGCCGCAAAGAUAUUAUAGCCCUGCUACUGAACCACAGAGGCAACGUCCACCUGAGAGACGGAUUUGGAGUGACGCCUUUAGGAGUUGCUGCUGAGUACGGCCACUGUGAUGUGUUAGAACACCUUAUUCACAAAGGUGGUGAUGUGUUUGCUUUGGCGGAUGAUGGGGCAUCUGUGCUAUUUGAGGCAGCAGGAGGCGGAAACCCUGACUGCAUUUCCCUCCUGCUGAAAUACGGAGGAAGUGGCAAUGUGCCUAACAGGGCGGGGCAUCUUCCAAUACACCGAGCUGCCUAUGAGGGACAUUACCUUGCUCUGAAAUAUCUUAUCCCAGUCACAUCCAAACAUGCAAUCCAGAAAAGUGGCCUAACUCCAAUUCACUCAGCCACAGAUGGACAAAAUGCUCAGUGCCUCGAACUGCUCAUUGAAAACGGUUUUGAUGUCAAUGCCCUGCUCGCAGACCACAUUUCCCAGAGCUACGACGACGAGAGAAAGACCGCACUGUAUUUUGCUGUCUCUAAUAAUGAUGUCCACUGCACGGAAAUCCUUCUGGCUGCAGGUGCAGACCCCAACUUAGAUCCCCUCAACUGUCUGCUUGUGGCAGUGAGGGCCAACAGACACGAGAUUGUCCGGCUGCUUCUCUCCUAUGGAGCUAAUGUCAAUUGUUAUUUUAUGCAUGUGAAUGACACUCACUUUCCCAGUGCCAUUCAGUAUGCCCUAAAUGAUGAGCUUAUGAUGAGGCUCCUGCUGAACAAUGGCUACCGGGUGGAGCUGUGCUUUGACUGCUUGCACGGAGACAUCUUUGGAAAUUCAUUUGCGUGGUCAGAGAUGGAGGAGGAGGAACUGCCAGGAUGGACAUCUUGCAUAAUAAAAGAUAACCCAUUCUGUGAGUUUAUUACAGUCCCAUGGAUGAAGCACCUGGUGGGCAGCACUGUCCGUAUACUGAUAGACUACAUGGACUACGUCCCUCUGUGUGCUAAACUGAAGUCUGUGCUGGAAGCGCAGAGAGAAUGGCCAGAAAUCCGCCAAAUAAUAGAGAGUCCUUGCUCAUUAAAGCAUCUGUGCCGGUUAAAAAUUCGUAGAGUUAUGGGACUCCAGCGACUGUGCCAACCAUCCUCCAUGGAGAAGCUUCCCCUCCCAGCAGCGAUUCGGAGAUACUUAUUAUUUAAAGAAUAUGAUCUCUAUGGACAACAGCUGGAGUUAAUGAUAUAACUUUUAAAUUAUAUUUUAAAAUGUGAUUCUUAAAGUAUUUUAAAAUGUGAUUCCCCAGAGGUCAUUGGAAUUGUUUCAUAUUUGUAAGUAUAUUUAAAUCUACUGAGAACUUUGUAGUCAAGUCAUGUCUCUGUGGAAAGAACAUGCACCCUCUUAAAGACUUUUAGGCUUCUAAGAUAAGCAAUAUCGGGUAUCUGAAUUUCUAUUGAUUGUCUUCAGUUGUUACAAGUCUUCAAAUCCUCCCUAUCAACAGAGUAUCAACGUUUGAGAGUCUAGGCUUAAAAGCUAAAAAGCCGCUUGCUCAAAUCCCCCCAUCAUCUCAUGCCUGCUGCUGUCCUGUUUUGUCGUUAGAACCACCGUCUAGAAGAGCUCAUGUGUACCUGCAGAUUCGCCCUACAUCCUGGCCUCUCCCUCACCCACCUUCCUGUUGACUCUUACAGCAUCUGACUCCAUUUACUGUUCUGUCCUUGGUUUUCCCCACGCUGAUAGCUCAGUUUUCCCUCUGAGCCCUCCUCCCUUGCCUCUCCUCUGUCUCUGCUUCUUUAUGCUGCUCCUCUUCCUCCAACGAUGUCCUCUGUCCUUUUCUGAUAUGCUGUGUUCUCUGGGAAACUCCAUUCACUUUGGUGGUUGUGACCGUUUUGCUGGGGACUAUAACAUUUACAGCUCAAGUUCAACCUUUUGUCUCCUAGGCUUCAGACCUGCCAAACAUUGACCUAACACAUCGAAACACAAAGAUAUCUGUAGUGUAGCAUGUCCUCAAAUCCUCCCUUCACCAGGCAUUUUUCUCUUAUAGUCUGCUGUUCAAUAUUAGCACAGUCAAUUCAGUUUCCAAAUGAAAAAGAUUUGGUGUCUGUCUCCUCCCCCCCAACCUGUCCUUUUCUCACCCAGCAUUCCAACUCACCAAAUGUCAUUAACUUUCUCUUUUAAACCCACCAUUUCCUACUCAGUUCCAGAAAUUUCACUAUCCAUCUGACUGUAUUCUUCCUCUUUCGAGACAAUCCAGGGCUGCUUCUUUGGCUUGUCUGCCUUUGUGUUUUUAUGUCCUCUACAGAGUCCACACACAGCAUUUCAGAACGAUCUUUCAGAGACUUUGAUAUGGCUCAUUCCUUUGCUGAAAAUCACUGCCAUUAUUUUGGGAUAAAAAUCCUGAGUUCUCACAUGACCUCCAUGCUUUAACUACCCCGUCCUCUGUAGCCUGCCUGCAUCCCCCACACCCCAUUAACAGUGUCAUUGUUACAUACUUUCCCCGGUGAUCCUCAGGUCUUAUACAUAAAUUUUAUAAUACCAGAGGUUUUCAUUUUAUUAGCAAAAAUAAGGCCAUCAUUUUAAAGGAUACCAUCUAUUACCACCAUUUCAUUUUUAAAAGAGAUUAUUCCUUGGGAUGCUAGAAAACAAGAUGGUGGUAAGCUCACUCGUUAAAAUGGAUUGAUGUUAGCCUUGAAAAGACUGACCAUACUGUUCUCAUCUCCUCACGGACGAGCGAACCGUCACUGUGGUCCACAAGUAUCUGCAUCUCUUUGAUGGAAACCACUGUGAACCCAGGACCUCUGCUUCCUUUAUCCUCUUCAUGCAUCUUUCUUUCCUCUCCCACGGAUUAACUAAUCCUCACACUGCAGAGCUUGGCCCAGCUGUCGCUUCCUCUGGAAUGGAGGACACUGCCCAGAGCUGCUCAUGGGGUAUCGCAGGAGUCUGUGUUACAUUAGACUGGAAGCUCCUUGAGGGCAGGAUCGUGUCUGCUUUAUCUGCCAGUGUGUCCUCAGAGCCCAACACAUUUCCUAGACUGUGAAUGUUAUACAAGAGCCAGUCUAAAAUAGUCAAUGACUUCAUGGUGAAGUGAUAGAAUUUCUGACUGGGUGUGUAAACUUAGUAAUGUAAUUAUUUAUUUAAAUUAAUUAUUCUUUCAUUUUAAUAGUGUAAUUUUUUACAUUUUUUUUGGCAGUAACAUCUCACUAGUUUGUAAAUUUUCUGAAGUGUGUUUACUUUCAGUUAUCUUUGAAAGAUAAAUAAGUCUGGAA
Molecule: messenger RNA, 3923 nt
Organism: Meriones unguiculatus (Mongolian gerbil)
Lineage: Eukaryota; Metazoa; Chordata; Mammalia; Rodentia; Muridae
Gene: Asb15
Product: ankyrin repeat and SOCS box containing 15
Exons: 10
Coding region: 139-1908 (589 amino acids)
Biological process (GO): intracellular signal transduction
Cellular component (GO): cytoplasm
Molecular function (GO): protein binding
Source: RefSeq, a predicted model, not a curated record